Molecule: messenger RNA, 174 nt
Organism: Scutellospora calospora
Lineage: Eukaryota; Fungi; Glomeromycota; Glomeromycetes; Diversisporales; Gigasporaceae
Source: the annotation of a GenBank genome assembly
AUGUCGCAACUAACUACACCUAAUAUAAUAAUUCUUAUAGUAGCCUAUAAACAGCAACAGACUAUCACCAUAGUGAUACAAACUACUACUACAGUGACACAAACCACUAUAAUGAUACAAACUACUACAGUAACACAAACCACCACAGCGAUACAAACUACCACAAUGACAUAG